Drosophila serrata is the source of this 1389-nucleotide messenger RNA. RefSeq names its product Serine protease 7 (gene Sp7). Gene Ontology annotation, biological process: proteolysis. Lineage: Eukaryota; Metazoa; Arthropoda; Insecta; Diptera; Drosophilidae. Gene Ontology annotation, molecular function: serine-type endopeptidase activity. The record is from RefSeq and is a predicted model, not a curated record.
UCGAAGUCGAACUUAGUUUAAAAAAAAAACGCUCCGCGCUACCGAUACCGCUCCCGGUUCUCAGGUUCGAGGUCGUCGUGCGUAAUCGGCGAGCGUUGUGAUUGAAUUAGCUAUAGACUUUUUUUGAGUUAUUAUUACGUGCUGUGGGAAAUAUCCCGUAAGAUGAUGAAGUCAACAACACGCCAAGUACUUGGGAUUUUUUGGACCACUUGUCUGCUGCCAUUCACCGUUCUACAACUUGUGCGAGCCCAAGGAAGCUGUACAAAUCCCCGUCAGAAUUCAGGAUUAUGUAUGUCCAUAUACGACUGCCCCUCUCUGCUGGCCGUGGUCCAGCAGAGUUACGUCUCCGCUCAGGACAGGAUGUUCCUCAGGGAUUCCCAGUGCAACAAUGGAUAUGGUCGACUGCCUCAUGUCUGCUGCCCGAUAGAACGAAGGGUCCUGGAUACAACCACAGCGCGAACUGUGACAUCUCCAACUAGAAGUGGUGGUCAGCAGGGACAGCAAGGUCAGGGGAAUCUCUUGCCCUCGCCUCCUAAAUGUGGACCACAUUCUUUCAGCAACAAAGUUUACAAUGGCAAUGACACAGCUCUGGAUGAGUUCACCUGGAUGGCGCUGCUGGAGUAUGUGGAUCGCAGGGGACGUCGUGAGCUCAGUUGCGGUGGCAGUCUGAUUAAUAAUCGCUAUAUCCUGACCGCUGCCCAUUGCGUUAUUGGUGAUGUUGAAAAAGAAGUUGGUAGUCUCACCACAGUUCGCUUGGGUGAAUAUGAUACCAGCAAGGAAAUCGAUUGCAUCGAUGAUGACUGCAACCAGCCCAUUGUUGAACGUGGCAUUGAGCAAAAAAUUGUCCAUCCCCAAUAUGAUCCUGCUGACAGGAACCGUGUCCAUGACAUUGCCUUGUUGCGACUCGAUCAGCCCGUGGUUCUCAAUGAAUACAUUCAGCCAGUUUGUUUACCCUUGGUCAGCACAAGACGAGCCAUUAAUACGGGUGAAAUCUUGGUUGUCAGCGGCUGGGGACGCACCACCACAGCUCGCAAGAGCAACAUUAAGCAGCGGUUGGAUCUGCCUGUCAACGAUCAUGAUUCCUGCACCAGGAAGUUCGCCACUCGGCAAAUCAACCUGAUCAACUCACAGUUGUGCGUCGGAGGAGAAUUCUAUCGUGACAGCUGUGAUGGUGACUCCGGUGGACCUUUGAUGAGGCGGGCCUAUGACCAGGCCUGGUUUCAGGAGGGCGUCGUCUCCUUUGGCAAUCGAUGUGGACUUGAGGGAUGGCCUGGGGUCUAUACUCGCGUUUCCGACUAUAUGGAUUGGAUCCAGAACACGAUCCAGCCGUGAGGCCAUGCUGGUUUUGUUCACUUGAAGUUUUAAUUAAAGGCCAAGAAGAGAGUGUUA